This is a messenger RNA of Carya illinoinensis, 1045 nucleotides long. RefSeq names its product vesicle-associated protein 4-1-like. The transcript has 7 exons. Bases 194 to 991 code for a protein of 265 amino acids. The record is from RefSeq and is a predicted model, not a curated record. Gene Ontology annotation, biological process: endoplasmic reticulum membrane organization. Lineage: Eukaryota; Viridiplantae; Streptophyta; Magnoliopsida; Fagales; Juglandaceae. Gene Ontology annotation, cellular component: endoplasmic reticulum membrane; plasma membrane.
AUUUAUUUUCUCGGUUCUGUAUCCGCCACUUCCUCCAUUGUCUUUGCAUCUUCGACUCGGAGUCCCCAAAACAGACGGCAGAUUUUCUCAAAGAAAAAGGCAAAUUCGAAAAACUUUUAAAACCUUUGGAUUUAUUUUUAUUUUGAUGCGCUAACCAAUAGCAUCUCGACACGCGGCGGUUCCCGGCGAGACCAUGGCCCUAGCGGACCACCACCAUCACAGGUCACACUCCGACCUGAAGCUCUUCAGGCUCUGCCCGUUUUGGCAAUCGGGGAACACGUCGUCUUCUUCCUCCUCUACGCAGAACCUUUCGCAUAGUAACAGCGGACAAGGGAACCAUAGCAACCAACAAGCGGAGGGGCCCAAAUUAAAGUCGUCCUCCAAAACCGUGUCGUCUGUGGCGCGAUCGCUGCUCCCUCCUCGGCGUAGGCUCCGGCUCGACCCUGCCAACAACCUGUACUUCCCAAAUGAACCUGGCAAACAAGUUAAGAGCGCGAUCAGAUUGAAGAACACUAGCAGGUCUCAUGUAGCUUUUAAGUUUCAAACUACAGCGCCAAAGAGCUGUUAUAUGCGUCCACCUGGUGGUAUCCUUGCUCCUGGAGAAAAUAUCAUUGCAACUGUGUUUAAGUUUGUGGAGCAUAUUGAGAACAAUGAAAAACCAGCGGACCAGAAGAGCAAGAUUAAAUUCAAGAUCAUGAGUCUGAAGGUGAAAGGAGGAGUUGAGUAUGUACCUGAAUUGUUUGAUGAACAAAAGGAUCAAGUAAUAGUUGAGCAAAUUUUGCGGGUUGUUUUUAUAGACUUGGAGCGAUCUAGUCCUGCUUUGGAUAAACUGAAGCGUCAAUUAGCUGAAGCUGAGGCUGCACUUGAAGCACGCAAGAAGCCUCCCAUGGACACAGGACCUCGGGUAGUUGGGGAAGGGCUUGUAAUUGAUGAAUGGAAAGAGCGGAGGGAGAAAUAUCUUGCGCGGCAACAGGUUGAAGCAGUGGAGUGACUGAGUCAGCAUAAUGUGUUAUUUUCUCGUGCCGCAACUGCUUUUCUGGGGGGG